CGGCGAUAACACACGCCUUUGGACGAAAUCCGAAUCCGCAACACUGAACAAUCACAAUAAGUGUACGCACUCAAACAACUUCGAGAUGGCUUCUUCUCGGGCUCAGACAAACGGCGUACUGCCCAUACCAGCUUCACAGACAGCACCAAAAAUGUCGAAAGCCUCACAGAACAGGGCAGGCCCGUCGUUGAAAGUAGUUGUGAGACGACUUGCGCCUGCCCUCACCGAGGCAGAGUUCAUAAAGAUAAUUGGCGAUGAGUGGAAGGUUGGAGCAGGGAGAGUGGAUUGGUUCUCUUACAAGCCUGGGAAGGUUUCAACAGACCCUUCCAAAGCAUCUCGUCCGUCCCGCGCCUACCUGCAUCUCGUCAACGAGCCAUACCUGACUCAACUGUCGAACCAUGUUCGCCAGCUCACCUUCGAAGACGCGGCAAAAACUUUCACGAACCCAUGCCUCCUUGGCCCCGCCUCCCUCGAAUAUACACCCUACGCCCGCAUCCCAAGUGGAAAACGCCGCACCGAUGCACGUCAAGGCACGAUUGACCUCGAUCCAGAAUUCAUGGACUUUCUCGAGAGCCUGGCCAACCCAACAUCCACCAAGGAAGAGGAUACCGAGCCAUCUACGAAGGGAGAGAAAGUAACCACAACCCCCCUGGUACAAUACCUCAAAGAUAAGAAGGCGAAUAAGAGCAAAGAAGCAGCCGCCGCCAAAGCCGCAAAGCAGAGCCGUCUGGAAUCCCAGGCUGCCUCUGCGUCCGGCAAAUCAAAAUCAAAAGAAGGUGCUGCCGAUGAACCUCACAAGAAGACCCCCAAAGAUGGGAAGAGAGAGAGACUCGUUGAGAAGGCCGCCCGAGAGGCAGUCAGGGUCCUCAACAGGGAAGCAUCAAAGACUACAGGGGUGCAAGCUCAACCAGCCAACGCAGCACCAACCGAGGCGCUAAAGAACCCCCGCGCAGCGACUCGCGAAAGAGGAAGCAUCGCCGCAGCAGCACGCAUAUUACAGCGUGACCUCGGUCUAAGCCCAGUGAACGCACAUCGCCGCGCCAAGGUCGAAGCCGGGGCAGCCGCAAAGAGCGAAGCAGCAGCCGCAUCCGCGCCACAAGGACCAAAGGCCGGACCAUCAAAUGCCGGCGGAGGCGGCAAGGGUAAAGGACGCGCGGAGAAUAACAAGGCGAAGGAGGCACCUCCAGCGAUCACACUCUUGAAGAAGCCAGUCGAGCCCGUAGCCGCAGCACCAGCACCUUCAGCUUCACCAAAACCGACAGCUGGUACAUCGGCACCCGCAUCAACAUCUCGCCAACCCGCCUCAGCAUCACAAGCUAAACCCCCCAGCGCCCCCUCAGGCCGCAAACCAGCGCCCUCCCCCGUCCCGACCGCAGGCGCCACCCGCGCCUUCGUCAAGCACGCCAACCCCUCGCAAGGGGUCACAGAGCCGCUCCUCCGCGAAGCCAUGACCGUUUUCGGGGCAGUGACGAACGUCGAGAUCGAUAAGCGGAAGGGGUUUGCGUAUGUGGAUUUUGCGGAUACGGAGGGGUUGCGGAAGGCGGUCGCGGCGAACCCGACCAAGAUUGCGCAGGGGACGGUGGUGGUGCUCGAGAGGAAGGAUACGAAACCUGCGAGGGAGGCGCCGGCGGCGGGGGCGAGGGGUGGGUUUGGUGGUGGUGGUGGUGGAGGUGGGAGGGGUGGAGGUGCGGGUGGCGGGAGGAGUGUGAGGAGAGGACGGGGAGGGAGGGGGGGUGGUGGUGGUGGUGGAGGAGGAGGGGGUGGGGGUGGGUCAGCGGCGGAGGGUUCGGCGGCGGCGAGUGCCUCUGCUGCUCCUGCGGCUCCUACGGGACCUGCGGCGGCGAAGUGAUAUACAGGGCAUUCAGGGCUGGAUGCGUUGGGUUGAGGUGACAGGACUUCGGGACUCAUCGUAGCUACUGAUAUCUCUCCAAGGCUUGUUUAAUAAUGAUAGAACUAUAAUAGCCCUUCCUCAUUGAAGCACAGUAUAACCAGAAUAGAACAGCUAUCGGC
Pseudogymnoascus verrucosus is the source of this 2010-nucleotide messenger RNA. RefSeq names its product regulator of nonsense transcription (gene UPF3A). The record is from RefSeq and is a predicted model, not a curated record. Gene Ontology annotation, biological process: nuclear-transcribed mRNA catabolic process, nonsense-mediated decay; positive regulation of translation. Gene Ontology annotation, molecular function: mRNA binding. Lineage: Eukaryota; Fungi; Ascomycota; Leotiomycetes; Thelebolales; Thelebolaceae. The coding region runs from base 86 to 1849 and encodes 587 amino acids. The transcript is spliced from 2 exons. Gene Ontology annotation, cellular component: cytoplasm; nucleolus.